Molecule: messenger RNA, 4727 nt
Organism: Peromyscus maniculatus bairdii (prairie deer mouse)
Lineage: Eukaryota; Metazoa; Chordata; Mammalia; Rodentia; Cricetidae
Gene: Hoxb5
Product: homeobox B5
Biological process (GO): regulation of transcription by RNA polymerase II; anterior/posterior pattern specification
Cellular component (GO): nucleus
Molecular function (GO): DNA-binding transcription factor activity, RNA polymerase II-specific; RNA polymerase II cis-regulatory region sequence-specific DNA binding
Source: RefSeq, a predicted model, not a curated record
ACCUACACGCGCUACCAGACCCUGGAGCUGGAGAAGGAGUUCCACUACAACCGCUACCUGACCCGGCGGCGGCGCAUCGAGAUCGCGCACGCCCUGUGCCUGACCGAGCGGCAGAUCAAGAUCUGGUUUCAGAACCGGCGCAUGAAGUGGAAAAAGGAGAGCAAACUGCUCAGUGCGUCCCAGCUCAGUGCCGAGGAGGAGGAAGAAAAACCAGCCGAGUGAAGGUGCUGCGAAGGGAGGGGGGACGCGAAGGGAGAGGCCUGGAGGGGAACCGAGGGCACCCGAAAGCCCCAGAAGGCUCUGCGGUCGGGGGAGUCUGGGGACUCGCUCUGCCGCGCAAGGCGGGCGGGGCCCAGCCCUCUCCUGGACGUCCCCGCCCGCAGAGCUCUUCCUGGGCGCUUGCAGGCUGCCCACCCAGCACCCCAGCGCCUCCUCCCUCCCCGAAGAACCCACCUUGGCCUCAUCAGGCUCCCUGGUGAGAACUGAGAAUCGGACUCACUUGAUGUCUCCCGGAAGCAGAGCAGAAUGCUCGUGUCCUUGUCGAGUCUCAUUUCGUCCAUGUCCCCCCGUGCACGGUUCAAUGGUAGAUUCGCUGUCCCCUCAGCGGGGACCUGAAAGACUCCCUGACCCCAGACUUGUCUCUCCUACCCCCUCCCCAAAGCCACUGGAAGGAGCACAUACUACCUAGAAGUAAGAAGAGGAGCCUCAGAAGAAAACAAAGUUCUAUUUUAUUAAUUUUCUAUGUGUUGUGUUUGUAGUCUUGUCUUAGCUCUGGACGUGAAAUACUUCGGUAAUAAUAUUAAUAUUAUUAAUAAUGAUUAUGAUGAUGAUGAUAAUAAUAAAGAUGUGAAAACUCGCAGCUCAAUCACAUCCAAUCCUUCCCUGCCAUUUUUCCCCCACUCCAUAGUCCCAGCCACCCUGUCACCCCUGAGCCUGAACAGCAAAGGCAAGAACCGUGGUCCGCCUCAGGGCCUUUCCAGCCACCAGACUCAAUUCGGGAGGUACAGUUGAGAUAAAAGCAGGAGCCAAAAGCAGAGGCCAGCGAUCGGUUCCCCCAGGCCCCAGUGCCUCUCUCUUGCUAAAUCCACAAUUGCCUCUCCCAUUCAGACUUGAGGGAUGGAGGGAAGCCUUUUCCUUCUUGUUCUCUAAGCUUGCCUAGGUUUGUGAGACUCUGGAGGGAUGCCACUUGAGGCCUCCUAGCCCAGAGCCCUGGAGAGACCUAGCUGGGCGGGUCUGGGCGCCUCGGCAGCGUUUUUCUGUCUUCUGCUAGCCAAGGCCCCUGGCCUUUGGCCCGCCCACAUGGCUGUAUCUGCCGGCCUUGGCCCUCGGCUCCCCGGCCUAUUGCUCCGGAGACUGAAAAAUGAGGCCACUGGGCAUCUCUCCACAGUUCGUAUACAGGCUCCAGGGUGCCCCUUCCCAUAUUAAGUAGGAGCUCGGUGGCAAGGGAGAGAAUGAGAACCCGGGAGCAGGAGGCUGCAAGGGCCCGACUUUAUCUGGCUCUUUGGAGACCUGAGGGCACCAGGCCAGGUGAUGAGGCAGUUGGUCUCAUCUUCUCUACCCAAAAGGGCUUAUCUUCUCUCUUCUCCCACCAACACCCAAGCCUCAGGCUCCAGGCUCCGUUUUCUUUUUUUUCCUCCUCCCUCUCUCCCCCUUUUUUUAUUUUUAAAGUAAAUAGUCGCCUGGCAGAAGGGCCCAGCUGCCGAGAUCUCUGGCCGCCCAGCGGGCUCAGCAAGGGGCCGCCGGUCUUCCGAACCCCUUCCCAGGGAGGCUGUAAGGCGGAUGAGCAAAUUCUCCGACUGUUAGCCACCAGCAGCACAAGGCUUCGGAUCUGGCCUCCGAAUGCGAUGGCUGGCAUCUGGCGAGAUUGUUAAGGGGUUCCGUUUUUAUCCCCAAACUCUCACAUAGGAGUUACCACCCAAAUCUAAACCGCCUAGGCGGUGGCCGCUCUGGUCUUGGCCGCUCUCGGCUGCCUGUUCCCGCCCGUGUUCCUUCUAGGGUCCCUUCUCCAGCUCGGUUCCUAGGCCUGGGCUAAGGAUGCGAGGUCAGGAGCAGAAUUUCAAACUUCGCAGGGCCCCAGGAGAACGAAGAGCUUCUCUGCCUCUUCCAGCCUCCUGCCCAGCCCCGCGGCUCCCUGGUGGUGUGGACCUGCCACCGAAGCCUCCUCGCCAGGAAGGAGGCCUGGUUGAGCUAACGGAGAUAACUCGGAAUGAUUGUUUUUCACACACAACUUCUAGCCCUUCCCCCCCCCCCAUUUCCUUACCCAACUUUGGGACUGGCAAAGCUCAAGGAGGGAAGGUCAGGCGACUAAAUCCUUGAUCACACUCUCCAGAGUUAAAAUAAUGGUAAUAACAAUAAAUGAUGAUGAUAACAAUGUCAGAGAGAAGGACAUAAAUCGAGGGAAUAACCGCACUCUAGCAAAGUGGGCAAAAGACUCAAACCUAUCUUCCUAAAGGUCCAACCCUGCGGGUGAGCCGCGGGCCCGGGUUUCUUUCUCGCCUGGCUGUUGCCCAGAGCCAGCUGGGAGGCUGCCGACGCCGCCAUGGCGGCCUGCUGCCCGCGCUCCCAUCAAUCGCCGGGAGGUGGCGCGCUCUGCUCAGAGGCCAACGCCAACCUUCUCCCUGUUUCUCCCCCGUCUCUCUUUCUCCCCCCCUCUCGGAGGCUCGCAUUGAAUCGGCCCUAACGAUUCUCGGAUCGUCAUUAUUUGUAACCAUAGAGCAUGAAUUACCUCUUGAGGUCAUCAGCGAGAAUUUACGACUGGUCAACAAAAGCACGUGAUUCCCUAACGCCCCCCCAUCCCCCUUCCAACCCCCCCCAUAUUUGGCCGCAUACAUAGCAAAACGAAGUACAGUGCAUCGCUAUAAUUCAUUAAUACAUCAUAAAUCGUGAAGCACAGGGUUAUAACGACCACGAUCCACAAAUCAAGCCCUCCAAAAUCACCCAAAUGAGCUCGUACUUUGUAAACUCCUUCUCGGGGCGUUAUCCAAAUGGCCCGGACUAUCAGUUGCUAAAUUAUGGCAGUGGCAGCUCUCUGAGCGGCUCUUACAGGGAUCCCGCUGCCAUGCACACCGGCUCUUACGGCUACAAUUACAAUGGGAUGGAUCUCAGCGUCAACCGCUCCUCGGCCUCCUCCAGCCACUUUGGGGCGGUGGGCGAGAGCUCGCGCGCCUUCCCCGCGUCAGCCCAGGAGCCCCGCUUCAGGCAGGCGACGUCCAGCUGCUCCCUGUCCUCGCCCGAGUCCCUGCCCUGCACCAACGGCGACAGCCACGGCGCCAAGCCCGCUGCUUCGUCCCCUUCCGACCAGGCGACCCCAGCCAGCUCCAGCGCCAAUUUCACCGAAAUAGACGAGGCCAGCGCAUCCUCCGAGCCUGAGGAAGCGGCGAGCCAGCUAAGCAGCCCGAGCCUGGCCCGGGCACAGCCAGAGCCCAUGGCCACCACUACAGCCGCGCCCGAGGGGCAGACUCCACAGAUAUUCCCCUGGAUGAGGAAGCUUCACAUCAGCCACGAUAUGACUGGGCCAGACGGGAAAAGGGCCCGGACCGCGUACACGCGCUACCAGACCCUGGAGCUGGAGAAGGAGUUCCACUUCAAUCGCUACCUGACCCGGCGACGACGCAUCGAGAUCGCCCACGCGCUCUGCCUGUCCGAGCGCCAGAUCAAAAUCUGGUUCCAGAACCGUCGCAUGAAGUGGAAGAAAGACAACAAACUGAAAAGUAUGAGCCUGGCUACAGCCGGCAGCGCCUUCCAACCAUGAGCCCAUCCGGAGGAGCCCUGGGCGGCCCAAGAGCCCGCACCACCCCCAGCCCGACCCUUCCAAUCCUCCCUGCACUGCCGCUGCCCGCUGGGGACCUGUCCCCACGAGCCUGUCUCGCCCCAGCCUCGUAUUGCAAUUUUUCGUUUGGUCUUAGGUCUUCCCAUGGCUCCCUCUCUCCUGGACUGGUUAUCUUGUUAUUAUUGUUAAUAAUAAUAAUUAUUAUUAUUAUUUCCCCUCCAUGCUCCCCACUUCCCUCGGCUCGCCCCCAAUUGCCAGUGUUUCUGAAUGUCCUCGUGUCUGUGGGUGCACCCCUUCCCCCAGGAAAAAGAAAAAAAGAAAAAGAAACUCGCAUGUUUAAUGUGACUUCCCCACCCCGUCUGUGUUCUAACUUAUUUAUAAAAGGAUGAUGGCUGUAUUUUGAGUUUCAGCUGGAAACUUCCGUAAGGGGCAGCAGCUGAGGAUGGGGAGUGCUGGGCCCAGCUGAGCUGGCCUAAGAAAUGGAGUCUGUGAUCAUCGUGUCUCUUUUCACCCACCUCAUCCUCCUCAGCUUCCACUCCCUGGGCCCAGGUCUCCCAGGGGCUUGUUCCUGGGGUGGGAAGGGGCCAGGGAAGGACCAAAGUGUGGAUGCUGGGAGGAAAAGAGGAAGAGUCGACAGCUGCUGCCUGGUAGGCCGCACGAGGCCUCCUCUAGGAGUGUAUGGAAUCAGAAAUAACCCUCAGUGUAAAAUGUCUUGUGAUUUUUUUUCUCUGUGAAUCUGUGGGUCUGGCUAGAAGGCCCAAAGCUUGUAAAUAUGGGGAUAGUCUGGGUCAGGCCCAUCACCUCCUUCCUUACCCAUUUCCAAGACCGUUUGUAGUAAGCAGGUGGGUGCUGUGCUGCCGCUCGUGUGGAAUCUGUCUUGGCCAGGCCUGUCUCAGUGGUUAGCUUUUGGUAUGUGUGUAGCUUUCCUUGAAGUCAAAUAAAUGUCUCCCCCACUCCA